Peniophora sp. CBMAI 1063 is the source of this 822-nucleotide messenger RNA. NCBI's taxonomy places the organism in Eukaryota, Fungi, Basidiomycota, Agaricomycetes, Russulales, Peniophoraceae. The record is from the annotation of a GenBank genome assembly.
AUGGAUACUUUCUCUCGCACUCCCAGCCGCCUCGGUCGGCUCAAGGCUCAGAUGAAGACCGUUCUAUCCCGCACAUCCUCCUCAUCCGGCACCAGACCCUCCCGUCUUCUUCCUGCCAAGCGCCACACAACGCCCUCAGACCGCACCCGCGUCCCACCCCGCCACGCCCGCACCCAGAGCGAAGUCGACCCGCACACCUACUACAACACAACGAGCACCGACCUCGACCCCUAUUCAUCCGUACAUCUUCACCCAUCCUUACACCACCGCUCCUCCGCACAUCAUCGCUCCUCCGUACGCCCACCUCGACAUCGCUCGGCAGAACAUUAUACGGGCCCCAGUCCGAUAACGCCGGACGCGUAUGCGCUGUUGGAGGACUACUUCCCGCCUCAGCGCCAACCUCAGUCUGCGCCUGUGAGGCCGACGUCUGCUUCUAGAUGGCCGGAUUCGGCUGGGGGCUCAAGAUAUGCGUCUUCGAGGCCUGCGUCUGAUCAGCCCGCGCUUUCUGCGUUCGCGCGGUCUACGCCGUCAAAGCGCAUUCGACCUGCGCCUACCGCACGCGCCCGAUCAGAGUACGCGCGCCCUCCCACCAGCCACCCCCAGAACAACCCCUCGCACGCCCCGUCUAUACCGACGAACAAAACCGAACUCGCAGCAGUUCUGUCGGACCCGUACUACCAACACGCCGGCGUGCGUCCGCCCUCGCGGCCCAAUGGUGCACGCGCGAUGCCGAAUGCGGCUGUUGUGCCUGUUUAUGUGAAUGUGUAUGGGACGGGGCGGAGGACGAAGAGGGGGUGGUUGGGCGGCGGGAGGAGGAAGUAG